Messenger RNA from Schistocerca nitens (vagrant locust), 2457 nucleotides. RefSeq names its product endothelin-converting enzyme homolog (gene Nep5). Gene Ontology annotation, biological process: protein processing. NCBI's taxonomy places the organism in Eukaryota, Metazoa, Arthropoda, Insecta, Orthoptera, Acrididae. The transcript is spliced from 20 exons. Gene Ontology annotation, molecular function: metalloendopeptidase activity. The record is from RefSeq and is a predicted model, not a curated record. The coding region runs from base 1 to 2457 and encodes 818 amino acids. Gene Ontology annotation, cellular component: plasma membrane.
AUGUGUCCAGAAGGUUCAACCUCGACUAUUUCCACCAUAGGAGCAUCCAGCCAUGAAGAUCUCAUACCGAUCAACACAAGGGCCACUUACCUCAAGAGGACGACGAGACGCGAGCGCCGCCUGCUGAUGCUGCUCGUAGUUCUCGGACUGACCGCUGCGGCGCUGCUCAUCGCCCUCAUCAUCCUCGCCUGUCUCUACCUCAAGAGAAGCUAUGCCGUGCGGAUAUGUGACUCACCGGAGUGCAUCAGAUCGGCGGCGAAUCUGAAGCGCUCCAUGGACCCUACUGCGGACCCCUGCGACGACUUCUACCGCUACACGUGCGGCGGUUGGCCGAGAGACCAUCCAAUACCGGGGGCGGCGUACGCCCACAGCUGGUUCGACGAGCGGGCCGACCGCGUCCAGAUGGAGAUACGGGAUUUCCUGAAGCAGAACGACAGCGAUGAGGACCCCGAGCCCGUGAGGAAGGCCAGACUGAUGUACCGCGUCUGCAUGGACACCCAGACGCUGGAGAGCCGCGGCCUGAGCCCAGCCAAGCACGCCAUGGAGUCUGUCGGUCUGGAGCUGGAGGCUCCAGCACCACUGGGAGGGGGCGCGGUGCCCGCCCAGUCGUCGUGGUCGGCGGUGAUGGGCCGCACGCGGCGCCUGCUCGCCUACGAGACGCUGUUCGGCGUCGGCGUCUACUGGGACCUCCACAACCGCUCCGUCAACACCAUCAUGCUGGGGCGGCCCGCAAGCAAGUCGCCGCUGCCCUCGCACCAGGAGCUGGAGGAGCGCAUCCGCAAGCUGUGGCGCAUGAGGGCGCGCCAGCAGGCCCGCCCAGGGGAGCCCCGGCAGUGCAGCGGCCGGCUGUGCGCCGUCGUCAGCCAGAGUCGCAGGAAGGGGGCCUCCAGGGAGGAGCUGGCCUACGUGGACUACAUGCGCGCCGCCGCCACCCACGCACACGUCUGGACCAGGGGCAGGAGCAGCGCCGCCGCGCUGGACCGAGACCUCCAGGACGAAGCCGCCUGGAGCAUCCUGGACUUCGAGCAGAGUCUGCGCAAGGCGUACUAUGAAGAAUCUACAGGCCAGGACUACAGCCUGAUGACCGUGGCAGAGCUGCAGAAUCUGACUGACGCAGCCGCCGAGAAAGGGACCACCGACGUCAGAGUGAACUGGCGCGAGUUUCUGGAGGAGGUGUUCUCCGGGGUGGAGAACGUGACUCUGCGCCUGGAUGGUCGUGACGCAGACCUGGUGGCCGUGCUCGAUGUGGACUACCUCACCUCCGUGGCCGCCAUACUGGCCAACCACACCGCCGACACCGUCUGGACGUCGCUGUGGUGGCAGGUGUUCCGUGUGCUGUCUCCGCACACGGACCGUGCCAUGCGCCAGCUCAAGCACAACUACCUGGAGGCGUCGCUGGGCAUCCAGUUCCGGCAGGCCAGGCCCCUGCUGUGCGCCAGCGAGGUCAACCAGCUGCUGGGGAUGGUGGUGAGCUACAUGUACGUCGCAGAGCCCAGGUUCCUCAACAGCACGCGCAGGAAGGUGGAGGAAAUGAUCGAGGACAUCCAGAAGGCGUUUGAGACGCUGGUGACGCUCUCUGACUGGCUGGACCAGACCACCAAAGAGGCCACCAUCACCAAGGUCCGCGCCAUGAGCCGGCUGGUCGCCUUCCCCGACUGGCUGGCCAACAGGACCACCUUUGAGGAGUACUACCAGGAGCUGGAGAUCCAGGUGGGGGAACAUCUGGAGAAUAUGCUGGGAAUCGUGCGGUUGCAAGUCUACUCCAUGCUGUCGACUUUACGAACCACAAACAAUAACCUCAGUGCGGACUGGGCCAGCGAUCCUACAACUGUCAACGCGUACCACACAUUCCAGUCCAACGCUAUCACUAUUCCAGCAGCAAUUCUGGACUUUCCAUUCUACGACCUAGGAGUUGAGGCACUGAAUUACGGGGCCAUAGGGACCAUCCUGGCUCACGAAGUCACUCACGGCUUUGAUGAUACAGGUCGUCAGUACGACCCGAGAGGUGAACUGGUGCCGUGGUGGACCAACAGAACAGUGGAGGCAUACAGUAACCGCACACAGUGCUACAUCAACCAGUACAGCGCCUACGAGGUUCCGGAAGUCAGCAAAAAGGUGGAUGGAGAGCAGACGCUGGACGAGAACAUCGCAGACAACGGGGGGCUGCUGGAGGCGUUCGUGGCCUACCAACUGUACCUCAUACGCAACCGUAAUGAGGAUGGCGUGCUGCCUGGAUUCCAGAACUUCACUCAUAACCAAAUGUUCUUCAUCGGAUAUGGAAACAUGUGGUGCACAGCGAGCACGCCCCGAGGCCUCAAGUGGGCCCUGGAGGACGAGCACGCGCCCAACCACGUGAGGGUGCAGGGCACGCUCUCCAACCUGCCCAACUUCGCCGAGGCCUUCAGCUGUCCAAAUGGGUCGCGCAUGAACCCUAACAACCGCUGCAAGCUCUGGUAG